UGGUGCCCGCUGGAACCAAACCCUCGCCCUCUGUAGCCGCAAGCCCUCAGAUAUUAACCAAAAAAUGCCGGGCCCCACAACCUGGAAAGAUUGGGGGCCCAGUUUCCGCUCCCCCUCUUUCCGCGAUAACUCUCCAGCCACGGGGCCGGGGCCGGGGCCCACACCCUCCUCCAUCAGCUAUGGACGGGUCUGAACUUCAGCAACAGGUACUUCCAGACAUCCAUGAGCAACCUCAAGACAAUUGUGCUGUUAAAGACCCUGUGAAAGAAGAACAGGUGGUGGAUAAACAGGUGGUGCCACUCAGGGAAAUCCUUGACUCCUCCUCUGAUGGUUCACACAAGAGUAACAACUCCAAGAAGGCCUCGAAGAAUCGCAGGACCUGCUGCUGUUGCAGCAUCUCCAGCUGUUGCUCCUGCUGCCUCAACUGCUGCAAAUGCUCCUCUUGCUGUCCUAACUGCUGUAGCUGCUCCAACUGCUGCAAAUGCUCCUCUUGCUGUCCUAACUGCUGUAGCUGCUCCAACUGCUGCAAAUGCUCCUCUUGCUGUCCUAACUGCUGUAGCUGCCCCAACUGCUGCACAUGCUCCCCUUGCUGCCCUAACAGCUGUAGCGGCCUCAACUGCUACAAAUGCUCCUCCUGCACCAACUGCUGUAGCUGCUCCCCCUGUUGCUCCUGCUGCAGCACAUGCUCCUCUUGCUGCCCUAACUGCUGUCGCUGCCCCAACUGCUGCAGAUGCUCUUCCUGUUGCACCGACUGCUGCAGCUGUUCUUCAUUCUGCAGCUGCCUCAAAAGUUGCUGCUGCUCCUGCUGCCGUUGCCUCAAAGUCUGCUGCUGCACCUGCUGCAGCUGCCUCAAAUGCUGUUGCCGCUGCCUCAAAUCCUGCUACCGCUGCGUCAAAUGCUGUUGCUCUUGCUGCUGCUGACAGCUGUGGCUUGGAUUUUAGCCAAUUCUUGUACCCUCUCAAGCAUAAAUUUUGUAUUCUCAUUGUUAACUUUUGAAGGCUUUUUCCAUUGUAUUAUACUCAAUCAGCUUUUUCAGCACCUUUCCAACCAA
Molecule: messenger RNA, 1051 nt
Organism: Puntigrus tetrazona (Sumatra barb)
Lineage: Eukaryota; Metazoa; Chordata; Actinopteri; Cypriniformes; Cyprinidae
Product: keratin-associated protein 5-5-like
Exons: 4
Coding region: 180-920 (246 amino acids)
Source: RefSeq, a predicted model, not a curated record